Trichosurus vulpecula (common brushtail) is the source of this 2232-nucleotide messenger RNA. It is a transcript of the gene PLRG1, whose product is annotated as pleiotropic regulator 1. The coding region runs from base 534 to 2078 and encodes 514 amino acids. Gene Ontology annotation, biological process: mRNA splicing, via spliceosome. The transcript has 15 exons. Gene Ontology annotation, cellular component: catalytic step 2 spliceosome; precatalytic spliceosome; Prp19 complex. The record is from RefSeq and is a predicted model, not a curated record. NCBI's taxonomy places the organism in Eukaryota, Metazoa, Chordata, Mammalia, Diprotodontia, Phalangeridae. Gene Ontology annotation, molecular function: protein binding.
GGGGGUCCGCUCGGCAGCUGAGGCUUCGGGCGGCCGUUUGUCCGCCGCCGGUGCUCGCUCAGCCGGUCUGGGAGCGGCGGUUUGAUCCCAAAGUGAGAGGAGGCCGUGACCUAGGCCCGCCCCCUGCGCUUCUGGGUGGGAAGGAGGAGGGGAGCCCGCGGGGCUAGAGGAGUGGGCAUGCGCAGCUCCGCGAGACCCCCCCCCCCCCCCCCCAAGCGCGGGGCAUGAGCCCGCGGGGCUCCUGCAUACCCCAUCUCUCCCGGGGCAUGGCUUCUGUUGGGUGCUGCGAGGCGGCGCUGCGACCUAAGGCCGACCCCAGUCGCACUUUCCUGUCCUACUCUCUGGAAGAUGCCUCUCUCCCUCUGUGAUCGCGGGCCUGCGGGGAUCCGCUUGUGACCCCUGCCACGCCCGCACACCCUUGCCCCCUGCCUUCAUCCCUCUGCUCUCCUAACCCGACCUCCCCUGCUCGGGGGCAGUCGCCUCUUUUCCUCCUCCUCCGAGGUCUCAGCCCCUUCGCUCGUGUGCAGGUGGGCAUGGAGGUACAGAAACAUUCUGUGCACACGCUUGUGUUCAGAUCACUGAAGAGGACCCAUGACAUGUUUGUGGCUGAUAACGCAAAACCAGUACAGUUAGAUGAAGAGAGUCACAAGCUAAAGAUGGCUGUCAAACUUCAUACAGAAUAUGGUCCUGUGUUGCACAUGCCUAUUUUGAAAGAAAAUCUUAGAGAGAAAGGCGCUCAGAGUGCUGUGGAUGCAUAUGGGCAUAAACAGUAUCCUGCCAAUCAAGGACAAGAACUUGAAUAUUUAGUAACUGGUACACAUCCAUAUCCACCAGGACCUGGUGUGGCUUUGACUGCAGAUACUAAGAUUCAGAGAAUGCCAAGUGAAUCUGCUGCACAGUCUUUAGCUGUGGCUCUACCUCCUUCACAAUCCAGGAUAGAUGCAAACCGUACUUCAGCUGGUGUAGGUGAUAUUUACCGACAUGCUGGACUUCCUGAACGUUCACAGCCACCUGGAUUAGCUAUGGCUAUGAUGGAAUCUGGUGGCACCAAGAAUGCUGCAAUGAUGGCCAAAAAGGCACCUACAAUGCCUAAACCACAGUGGCAUCCACCAUGGAAGUUAUAUAGGGUCAUCAGUGGACACCUAGGCUGGGUCCGAUGUAUUGCAGUAGAACCUGGGAAUCAGUGGUUUGUUACUGGUUCUGCUGAUAGGACUAUAAAGAUCUGGGACCUGGCAAGUGGCAAAUUAAAACUUUCAUUGACUGGACAUAUCAGUACUGUACGAGGGGUGAUAGUGAGUGCAAGAAGUCCAUACCUCUUCUCCUGUGGAGAAGAUAAACAGGUGAAGUGCUGGGAUCUCGAAUACAAUAAGGUUAUCAGACACUACCAUGGACAUCUAAGUGCAGUGUAUGGUUUGGAUUUACACCCAACGAUUGAUGUGCUUGUGACUUGUAGUAGAGAUUCAACUGCACGGAUAUGGGAUGUGAGGACAAAAGCCAGUGUACACACGUUGGCAGGGCAUACGAAUGCAGUGGCUACAGUAAAGUGUCAAGCUGCGGAACCACAGAUCAUUACAGGAAGCCACGAUACUACCAUACGAUUAUGGGACUUAGUGGCAGGAAAAACACGUGUCACGCUAACGAAUCACAAAAAAUCAGUUAGAGCAGUGGUUUUGCAUCCAAGACAUUACACAUUUGCAUCUGGUUCUCCAGAUAAUAUUAAACAGUGGAAAUUCCCUGAUGGCAACUUCAUUCAAAACCUUUCCGGUCAUAAUGCUAUAAUUAAUACGCUGGCUGUGAAUUCGGAUGGGGUGCUGGUAUCUGGAGCGGAUAAUGGCACUAUGCAUCUCUGGGAUUGGAGAACUGGAUAUAAUUUCCAAAGAGUACAUGCAGCUGUGCAACCUGGAUCUUUGGACAGUGAAUCAGGAAUAUUUGCGUGUGCGUUUGACCAGUCUGAAAGUCGAUUACUGACUGCAGAAGCUGAUAAAACCAUUAAAGUAUACAGAGAAGAUGAUUCAGCGACGGAAGAAACUCAUCCGGUCAGCUGGAAACCAGAAAUUAUCAAGAGAAAAAGAUUUUAAAGUGGCAACGUGUACAUAAUUGGGCCAUUGUUUUAUUUUGGCUUUUAUAAAUGCAUUCAGUCACAUUGUGCUCUAUAUAGGACUAUAAAGCAGAAAUUCAGCCGAAGUCAUUACUGCUUCAUCACAUUUUACAAUAAACUCCCUUUUUUUCUUA